AUGGCUACAGGGUGGAGCGCUCCUGUGUUUGAUUCCGUUGCUCUCAUACUGUCUGCUGCUGCGGCUUUCGGUCGUGAAACUUUGGUUCGCCAUUCGGGACGUCUACCACUAUAUGCGUACGCCGAAGACUCUCGGUCAAUCGUUGGAGACGCCCACAACCUGUCGCAAGCCUCUUCUGUCGUCAUCCUCGAUGUCGAGUUUCGUGCCGGGGUAUUGAAUGUUCGCGACAUGACGAAGGGCUCCAUCAUAUGCGAGACAAGGGACAAAGCAAUUUUCAAAGCUAUGGCAAGACACGACAAGAUCUGUGGAUGCGGAGCCUUCGAGUUCAUUCACCAGAACGAAGGCAACUCCAGAUCGUCUAAGACUCCUUUAUCUUCGAAGACUCGAACAUCUUCAACAGCUCCCAAAUCUACUCGAGCACAUGGCUCAACUAAGACUUCGACAUCUUCCAAGCCUCCCAAGCCUACCAAGUCUUCCCAGGCACAUGCAUCGCUCAAGACACGGACGUCUUUCAAGACUGCCAAGACUUCCGACAGGCCUGUAGCAUCUAAGACGUCCACAUCGCCCAAGACGCCUAUCUACAACACUUUCACGUCGGUAGAUUGUCAGAAGGACCCUUCCAAUGACAAAUCUGACAACGAGUCCGACUACGAUGACAACAUCUUCGAAGGCAUGACACGCAAGUUCUAA
Molecule: messenger RNA, 690 nt
Organism: Aureobasidium melanogenum CBS 110374
Lineage: Eukaryota; Fungi; Ascomycota; Dothideomycetes; Dothideales; Saccotheciaceae
Exons: 2
Coding region: 1-690 (229 amino acids)
Source: RefSeq, a predicted model, not a curated record